Haemonchus placei is the source of this 978-nucleotide messenger RNA. The record is from the annotation of a GenBank genome assembly. Lineage: Eukaryota; Metazoa; Nematoda; Chromadorea; Rhabditida; Trichostrongylidae.
GAGCGCGUUUUAUGUUGUAGAUGUUUUUACCAUAAUAAUUCCCGAAGAUUUCAAGGGCGAAUGGAGGUAUUUUCAAAAUUUGAUCCUUCGAAAUCGAUAAGCACAGAAAUUCUCUAUAGGACACGAUAUCUAUGCGCAAAAUAUCUAGGAGGGGCAUGGAAUCGGCUAACACUUGAUCAAUUCCGGGUCAAAGCUAUUACGGGUGGUAUGUCCAAUUUGUUAUUCCUCGUCGAACUGGCUCCUAAUGUCAACACGGUUGGUAUGGAAGCUCGAAGAGCAUUGCUUCGAAUUCAAUGCCAAAGCGAUCUCGACCAAUUGCUUACAGAAUCCGUCGUCUUCACAAUGUUAUCAGAGCGAAGCCUUGGCCCAAAGCUGCUUGGUGUGUUUCCCGGUGGCAGAUUCGAGCAAUUCAUUCCCAGUCGGCCGCUCACAUGUCUCGAAAUCAGCAAACCUGCGGUCGGGCGACUAAUUGCUCCGAUGUUAGCACGGGUACAUACACUUGAUGUGCCGAUCACGAAAGAGCCUGAAGUGAUGAAGUGCAUUCGUUCGUGGGUGACCAAAUUCCGUCAAACACCCGGAGGCUCUCGACCAAUCCACCUCUACUGCACAGCAGCUCAUGUACCAAAAGAAUCGUUUCCUUCAAUAAUCACAUGUGAUGACCUCGAGCGAGAGCUACAAUUUAUCGAAGAAUUUCUUGUGAAGAGUAAAAGCCCUGUGGUGUUCUCCCAUAACGACCUACAGGAAGGGAACAUUCUUCUGUUUGACGAGUACAAACUGAAUGACGAUGGUUGCAUUAAGCCUCGAGUUGAUGGAGACCAUGAAUCCGAUCCUUUGGUAUUGAUUGAUUUCGAGUACUGUAGCUAUAAUUAUAGGUUAGUUUUUAUUUCCUAUCUACCUAUUGUUCAGACAUCUAGUAUCAAUGAAAUGCAUGGUUGUUGGAAGCUCAAUUUCACUCAUGGCACUUUGGGCAGUCAGUAA